Molecule: messenger RNA, 447 nt
Organism: Effrenium voratum
Lineage: Eukaryota; Dinophyceae; Suessiales; Symbiodiniaceae
Source: the annotation of a GenBank genome assembly
AUGUUGCGCACCAUGACUGCGCCGCAGCUGAGGCACCCCAAGAGCUUCGCAGAGCAACUGGCGGAGAUGGCGGCCCUCAGCAAGCGCUCCCACCAGACCCGGCGGCGUGCAGCGAGCGCGCCGGCCGCCGUGGACACCCAAGACUUCGACGCCGGCAACGUGAUGAAGAACACGGCGGUGGCGCUGGCGCUGCAGGAGGAGAUCUCCAAGGUGCUGUCGAUGGAGUGCUCCGAAGGUCCGCUGAACCUCUUCUGGCGGCAGGGGCGAGGCUAUGCGGAGUCCCAGGAGUUGAUGCGGCUGCGUCUGAACUGCGGGGCGCUGCUCCUCUUCGCGGCGCUGCGCAACGCGCUGCCCGGCAACGAGCUGCCGCUGAAGCACUUCGCGCCCCGGAUUCCGGAAAAAGAAUCCUCGGCGGGGCGAGGUACUCGCAAUGUGGGGUGGUUUUAG